Molecule: messenger RNA, 1268 nt
Organism: Halteromyces radiatus
Lineage: Eukaryota; Fungi; Mucoromycota; Mucoromycetes; Mucorales; Cunninghamellaceae
Product: HAD-like domain-containing protein
Exons: 11
Coding region: 33-1139 (368 amino acids)
Biological process (GO): glycerophospholipid biosynthetic process
Cellular component (GO): mitochondrion
Source: RefSeq, a predicted model, not a curated record
CAUACACUCUUUCUUUUCUUUCUUUCUUUUCCAUGUUUUCGCGUUCGUUUUACAACACCAUUCACUCUUUUCAUAGAUCCAUUCGUUUUUUGACUACAAGUUCAAUAGCCAAAAAACCAAACUAUGCAUUUGCUUUUGAUAUUGAUGGUGUCCUUUUGAAGGGCAAGAAACCAAUUGCCGAGGCAAAAUCAGCUAUUCAACUGUUAAAUGGUGACAAUCCUCAGAAUAGACGUGUCCCUUUUGUAUUACUGACCAAUGGUGGUGGGAUGACGGAAGCAGCAAAAGCGAAUCAAGUAUCUAACCUUAUUGAUGUAGAGAUUUCACCCGAUCAAGUGAUUUUGUCUCAUUCUCCUAUGCAAAUGUUGACCAAGAAAUACAAGGAAAAACGAGUACUCGUGGUUGGUGGAAAAGGCAAGAUAUGUGCUGAUUUGGCUAAAGGGUAUGGAUUUGAUAAUGUAGUAACUCCUCAAGACCUACAUCAUUGGAAUAACUCGUUAUGGCCUUAUAGUCAACCCAAGGACAUCACUGAGGCUGCUUAUCAAGAUUACUCGACAUUACCCAUCGAAGCGGUGAUGAUGUUCCACGAUUCUUUUGAUUGGGGCCGUGAUCUUCAAGUGAUGCUAGACGCUUUGUGCUCUCAUGAUGGAAUCAUAGGGACGAUGAAAAAGGACUUUAGUACUCAAUCCAUGCCUGUCUAUUUCUCCAACAAUGAUCUGAUCUGGAGCACGGAUUUCCCAACCCCAAGACUUGGACAAGGUGCAUUCAAGGAAGCAUUGGAAGGGUUAUAUAAGGCAUUGACAGGUGGAUCACUAAUAUCGGAAUCAUUUGGCAAACCACAUGGCGCAACCUACUUUUAUGCAGAACGAGUAAUUUCCCGUCAUCAUCAAACACUCUAUGGUGAACCAUUUGUGCCUGAGCAUGUUUAUGCUAUUGGAGAUAAUCCUGCAGCUGAUAUCAAGGGGGCUAAUGCUCAUGGAUGGUCAAGUUUAUUGGUUCGUACUGGUGUACAUACUGGUCCUGGUAACUCUCAAGAAUAUCCAGCAGAUGUAGUAUGUGACAAUGUCUUGGAUGCAGUAAGAUGGGCCAUCAACAAGGAAGAAAUUGUUGUUGCAAAGUUUUAUUUGAUAAUACAAUGUUGAAAAAAAAAAAGAGGAUGCUGAAGAAUCAAAGGAAUAAUAGUACUAUAUGAUAAUUGGUGUCUUGUGGAAUUGGAACUAUUUCUUGGAGAGGAAUGGUAAUUCUACUAUUUUGGAUCCAUUCUUGACAUC